Messenger RNA from Eucalyptus grandis, 693 nucleotides. Its product is annotated as NAC domain-containing protein 101-like. Bases 1 to 693 code for a protein of 230 amino acids. The transcript has 2 exons. Gene Ontology annotation, molecular function: DNA binding. Gene Ontology annotation, biological process: regulation of DNA-templated transcription. The record is from RefSeq and is a predicted model, not a curated record. Lineage: Eukaryota; Viridiplantae; Streptophyta; Magnoliopsida; Myrtales; Myrtaceae.
AUGGCGGAUACGCUUCCCAUCGGAUAUCGAUUUUGUCCGUCCGACGAACAAGCCAUCUCCUAUUGCCUUGCGCCUAAGGUGAAGGGGGAUGUAGUGUUUCCAGAAUGCAUCCACGAGUUCGAUGUGUAUGAAAAGGAGCCAUGGAAAUUCUUCGACAAGAACGCGGAAGAAAGCUUGUACGUCUUCACCAAGCUCAAGAUGAAGAAGUCUAGAGUGGAAAGAACGGCAGGUUCGGGAUACUGGAGGGGAGCACAAAGCAGUGACGUCAAAGAUUGCCAUAAUAAUGUCAUCGGUCUAAAGAAACACUUGAACUUUAAAGUGAAAGACGGCUCAUCUUCCAAUAGCCAAAACACCGAGAAAGGAUCUUGGAUUAUGCAUGAGUACUCCGUGCCUAACCAAGAGAAUAGCAUCAUUCAACUAUAUUUUCCGGCGAAAGGGUUUCUUGACAUUAUUCGGAUCCGGGCGUGGGCCGUUUCUUCGGGUUACCAGCUGGGCUCUCCGGAUUCGUGGGUUCAAAUCCAAGUCGGUAUAUCGGUUAAGUGGAUGGAACGAACGGUCGAGCGGUGCUCGAGGCAGAUGGGCCGCGUGAUCAACGGCGGGGAUGAUCCAUCCAGGCACGACUUUGGGGACAUAUCAGAAUGCAUUAUCUCCGACUGCAAUUUGGUCUUCUCAUCAACGAUUGUGCACCCGUAA